Messenger RNA from Pomacea canaliculata, 4843 nucleotides. RefSeq names its product annexin A7-like. The coding region runs from base 152 to 1663 and encodes 503 amino acids. Lineage: Eukaryota; Metazoa; Mollusca; Gastropoda; Architaenioglossa; Ampullariidae. Gene Ontology annotation, molecular function: calcium ion binding; calcium-dependent phospholipid binding. The transcript is spliced from 14 exons. The record is from RefSeq and is a predicted model, not a curated record. Gene Ontology annotation, cellular component: cytoplasm.
CACGGAGGGCGCAGCUCCUCAUCCUCCAGCUCAUCUGGUUCUUCAGAUGAUGAGUGGAAGCAUCUUCCAAAACAUGAGAAGAAGCAAAGAAAGAGAUGGAAAAAGCAGAUGAGGAAGGGCUUGAUUGCUCCAGGCACUCUUCCUCCAUGGCAUGGAGGAGGUCAUGGAGCCUAUCCUCCUGCCUAUGCCCAUGGAGUUCCACAUGGUGGACAUCAUGGAGUUCCCCAUGGUGGACAUCAUGGAGUUCCCCAUGGAGGAUAUCCUCAGGCUUACCCACCUGCACCUGGAAUGGGAGUGCCUGGUGCCCCUCCGGGGGCCUACCCCCCUCCUCCUGCAGCAUAUGGAGCUCCAGGUCAACAGCCCUAUCCUGGUGCAUACCCUGGACCUCCUCCUGCUGCCCCUCAUGGUGGAUACCCACCGCCUGGUGUUGGACCAGGAGGCUUUGCUCCACCUGGGUCUGGUGAUGGAAGCCACUCAGGUGUCCACGCAUCAGGGCAUGUUGGUGCUUGGGGCACACCCAAGCCAUGACCCUGCCUCAGGGCUACCACCUGCUAUGCUGGCACCCAGUGGAGGAAUAACGGCUGCUGCUCCACAUGGAACUGCUGCUGUCCCAGCUGGUGUGGAGGCAAUAGGUGCAGGCCUGGACCGUGUGACGCUGGAUGGGUGUGCACAGAUCUUCCGCCCCACUGUUGUUGCCUCCCCUAACUUCUCUGCCGAGCGUGACUCCGAAACUUUGCGCAAAUCCAUGAAGGGUGCAGGUACUGAUGAGCGAACUAUCAUUGGCAUCAUUGGUAAAAGAUGUAACACCCAGCGUCAGGAGAUUGCCAAGAUCUACAAGACCAUGUAUGGAAGGGACCUGAUUGCUGACCUGGAGUCAGAGCUGAGUGGCAACUUCCGGGAGACCAUCAUGGGCAUGUUUAAACCACCAGCCUACUAUGAUGCCUGGUCACUUAAUCAUGCCAUGGAGGGUCUGGGAACAAAGGAAUCAGUGCUGAUUGAGAUCCUCUGCACACGCAGCAACCAGCAGAUCCGGGACAUUGUGGCAUGCUACAAAGAGCACUUCAAACGUGAUUUGGAGAAGGACAUUAGUGACGACACCAGUGGCCACUUUAAGAAGCUCCUCAUCUCAUGCUGUCAGGGUAAUCGUCAAGAGCUGACCCCGGAGCAGCUGUCGCAAGUAAGAUCGCAGGGUGCCUCUGCUGUGGUCAAUGCCGAGCUGGCCCGCCAGGAUGCGCAGAAGCUGCAGGAGGCAGGCAUCAAGCACUUAGGCACAGACGAAUCGACCUUCAUCUCUGUCCUGGCACUGAGACACAUGUACCAGCUGCAGGCUACCUUCUCUGAAUACCAGAAGCUGACAGGUAAAGACAUACUUGAUUCUAUAUCCAGCGAGACCUCUGGGGACUUUGAGACAGGACUGAGAGCUAUUGUGCGCUCAGCCAAGAACAGACCAGAGUACUUUGCAGACAAACUUCAUGACUCUAUUAAAGGCUUGGGGACUGAUGAUUCCCGUCUGAUCCGCAUUAUUGUCUCAAGAUGUGAGAUUGACCUGCAGGACAUCAAGGAUGCAUACCUGACUAAGUACCAGAAGACACUGGACUCUGAGGUGGCCUCGGACACCAGUGGUGACUACAAGCGCAUACUGCUGGCUCUUAUUGGCUCGUAGGCUUAUUCAGGGUGAAGUUUCACGAACAACUAGCCUUCCCAUGUAUUCAGUAUGUAGCUUUGCAAAAAUCAAGAAUUCUCUAUGCACUUGUUUACUCUUUGAUUUUAAUUAUAUGGCAUAAGGUAUGUACUCACCAUGUAAGUGGCUAGCAGAAAAAUGAGCAUCAUCUGUAUGUAAAUGUGAAAAGUUAAAGUGCAUUAAUCAGCGGGAAGGCAUCAUUAUUGCAAUGGAGCAGCAGAAAGAGUGAAAAAUUGUUGAACUGCAAGCAUUCAGGGAUUCUCCUCCUGACAAGAACAAAAACUGGGGUCUACAUUGUACAAGCCAGGUUGGAGGAUGAUGUAUGCUGUAGAAGUCAGGAUGCCCAAUAAUUUCUGUCAAUGCUCAAGAAAGUGGUGUGUUUUCAAUGCACAUUUAAAAGAUUCAGUUGCGUUGGAUAUGGAAGGGGAAAGAGUUCCAUUGUUUUGCUGCACAGUAACUAAAAAUCCUGUGAUUGAAUGUUCUAGAUGCAACUGCGAACUGCAGUUUUUAAUCCUAAUAAGAGGAAAUUAAAUGUUUCAGGGUCUCAAAUGAAAAAAAAAAAACCUAACCUGAAUCAGAUUCAACAGAUAGAACAACUACAUCAUAUUUUCAGUAUGUACAAUGAAUGCAUAUUUCCUGAGGCCAUAGCAACAAUUUUUGUUUGAGAAUGUUAACUGUUGCAACCUCAUCUCCUUAUGAAAUCUGAUUGUGAACUGUAUUCCUUGAAGAAACUUUAUUCUCAGAAGUGCCAGUGAGUAUUGUUGGUCUUAUGACUGUGAUCACAUUGACAUUUUUUGCCCUUUGUUAUUGUACUUGCACGUGAUUUAGACACUCACAGUUACUAAGUGUAUCUUUUGCUUACAAUGCAUAGUGAUCCUGUUGUUUUCAUCCGCCAGCUUUUCUUCUGCCUGUUAGUGAUGAUGUUGUUUUAUUAGUAUUUUGCUGUUUACAUAGAGCAAUCCUUAAAUAUAUCUGUAUUUUUUAUCCUACAGGGAUGAUAUUUUUAAGGCAUGUAGCAUCAAGCUAUUUUAUCAUACCCAGACCAAUAUCUCUCUAUAUAUAUAUAUUUAUCUAAUUUACUGUUUAUUUCUUACUUUACUAUACUUUUUGUAUCCAAACAUAGUAUUGAUAUAAUGGAUGUGAAUUUGUACAUGAAUCUCUUAGGUCAAAUUGUCUGCAUUAAAUUGACCCUAUUUAUCUAAGUAUCUAAAUGGCAGACACAUAACACAUACCUACACCCACCGAGUGCAAGAAAUGUUAAAUGCAUAUGAAUUCCUGCACAUUAUUGCUUUCAAAUGCAUGCAGGUAUGUGACACAGGCAGAUGCAUAUGCACACACAUACACACUAUUUUUGCAGCAGUAGUGAUCAGUCAAAACAUACAAUUCACAAGGUCUCGCCUUUAAUGUUACAUAUUUGGCUGUGUUUAUGGUCUGAUACACGUGCUGAUAUUUUGACGCUUUUUGGACAUUAAAAAAUGUAUUUUAUUGUUAACAGAAUACUGAAACUACUUUUUUUUAUACAUUUUUAUGCACCUUUAGAUAUUGUUUCCACAAAUGCUUGAUUCUUUUUUCUCUCCUUUUGGAGCUUAGUUCUUUAUUUAUAUAUGGCUGUUAUAGAAAAAUAAAGGUUUUACUUUUUCCCUUUACCUUUAGUCUUUUUAGUUUGAAGCAUACUGUUUACACAAAUGCAGGCUAAAGCCCUGACUCAUGCAAGUAGUGAUGAGAUAAGACAUGGGAUAUGAGUGCUGUUUUUAUUUACAUACUGAUCCAGUUACAUGAUGCAGCUGCAAACUGACAUAGCUCACAAACCAGCUCCUGCCAGACAGAAACAGACAUGCAGAUAAAGAAUCCUCCAUCCCCUGGAUUUUUUAGGGAAACUGGCCAGUUUGGCGGGAAGGAGGGGGUCUAGUUACUGAUAAAUAUGGAUGAUGGCUGGGAAAAAGAUUUGCAUUAUACAGCUGAAGGAGAAAGGUGAGAAGGGAGUGGAUAUGAUAUAUUUAUUGAAGCCCAGCCGCAUGCUGCUGUUUACACUUAGUAAUGCUCACCAUGUUUUAAAUGGUCUGAUCCACCUGUAUCAAAAGAGUAAGGACAGCAUAUGCGCUAACAAUAACAAAAAUGAAGCCGAUGACACAAUCAUAUGCAAUGGCGUAGGAAGAUUCUGAACUCUGGUACCAAACUCUAUGCUGACAGUACAUCAACAUUCUUGCCUCCUCAGUAUCUUUUUUGAGGGGGCGACUGCCCCUCCUGCUUCCCUGAUAUGGUAGCUAUAUGAAGGCAUUAUUAAGUGCAUGUGAAAGUAACUCAUUUCUGAAGAGGAGAGCUAUUGGAUGAGUUAUUUCACUCCACCUCAGACCAAAAAACAAACUAGCAAAAAAAAUUUUUUUUAGCUAAAAAAAAAAUCAAAUGCAAAAGCAAACAUACAAAACAUUCCAAAAAUGAAAUUCAUGCUCUUCAUUAGCAGAUAUUCAUUACUCAUGCAAUUUUCACAGCUGAUGAGGACCGCCAACCAAUGGAAAUAAGAAAUGCUAAUUAGCAGAUUUUUUACAUUACAUUUCUCCACUACAUUUCUGCUCUACAGUGGAUUACAUACUCAUGACGCAAAAAAAAAAAAGUACAAACAACACGAAAUUAUACAAACUCAAAAUGCUUAUAGCACAGUUCCAAACACAGACCAACACAACAAUAAUACAGAAACAGCAACAGAGAGAAUACAAGGCAGAAAAAAAGAAAGCUGCACAUGCAAGCCAUCGUGCAGGCUGAUUCGAAAGGAUUAGGAAUCAGGACUAGGCGGAAUGUGCAGGUGUUUGUUGAACUGUGUAAAACACAAAUCUCAGCAGAUACAAGCUAAUCAUAGUUCACCCAUUGCAAGUGUCCAAACGACGACGACGACAAGUAGAUAAAUUUGGAUGGCACACAGAUUGAUGGUAGAGAUGUCUCAUCAGCACAAUAGCAGUGCAAAACAGUACACAACAGAGGGUCCAGUUGAUACACGUAGACCCAGAAUUUAAAAUGUGGUGAGCAAGUAAAUCGGAGAAGAGAAAGUGUUAAACUUACAGUGAAGUGAAUGGCACAAAUAAGGCUGUAGAGACCGUUAGUCCGAGAAAGCAAGCUGACACAGGCAUAAAAAAAAAAAAUAAUCCUGAACAGAAGAAGGCAGAAAAA